Humulus lupulus (European hop) is the source of this 939-nucleotide messenger RNA. RefSeq lists its product as uncharacterized. NCBI's taxonomy places the organism in Eukaryota, Viridiplantae, Streptophyta, Magnoliopsida, Rosales, Cannabaceae. Bases 152 to 694 code for a protein of 180 amino acids. The transcript has a single exon. The record is from RefSeq and is a predicted model, not a curated record.
ACACACCCACCUUUUUACAGCUCGGCUCCUCCUUGGCUCACCUUUCCUUUACCUUUUAAACCUCUCUGCCUCUCAUGGCUCCACCGAUUAAGCUUGUUCCUCUCUUUCAAAGCUUCAAUCUUUGGUCCCAAACGCAGUGCUCGACCAAAAAAUGCCUAGGAAGAGAUUGCCCAUCUUUCACAAAGUCUCAAAAAUGCUCAAAGUUUCAAUCUUUGUGGCGAAAAUGAGAAAACCCAUUAUUCCUAAGCUUGUUGUGUUCAUGAAAUCACAGAAGCUGAGGAAUUUCAAGGUCAAGCUUCUUCAGAAUCAGAAGUAUUACAAUUAUGGGUACAUUACAGCUUACGAGUUCUCUCCUUCUAAGACUCGUCCUCUUAUUGGGUACCAAAGAAAGCAGCUUGGGAAUGGAAUAAGCCUCGAACGAGUGUGUUCAAAGCUCUUUCUUUGCAGAUGUUUGGGUAAUAAUUUUCCAGCCGAAGGAGGAGACUACGGGGAUUGUUCUCUGCAACUUGAAGCUCUGCCAGCCGUUGAUGAAGAAGUCAAAGUCAAAUGUGGGGCGUUGGAUUGGGGGGACGAUGAAGAGGAAGAAUCUGAAGAAGAAGUCGAAGAAGAAGAUGGUUCGAUUGAUUUACGAGCUGAGAGGUUUAUCGAAAGGUUUUAUGAAGAUAUGAAAAUGCAGAGGCAGGUGUCACUAUGAAUUAUGAACAUGGUCAUUCACAUUUGUUAAUUCAUUAAAUUUCUUAUUUCUCAAUUUGUUUUUCUUGCUUUUGGUUCUGUAGUACUCCUGUCAGAUUUUUUUGAUCAGGGUACUUAGGAAAAUUCACAAUUUCGUUUUCUUUCAUCUACUAUAAAUGUAAUUUUGUGAAAGUCUAAAGAAUUUUGUAUUGUUUGAUCAGAGACAGACAAUCUAGUCGGUUCUCAAUGAAUUUUCGAGUUUUUCCA